AUGGUCGUAGCUCGUCGUGUGAGUUUUGAAAGGAAUUGCCGCGGUCAGGUGCUCAAUCGGCAUAGCUACUGGGGCCAGAACUCGCGCGGUGCUGUGGAUGGUACGGACACGGCCAACUUCCAGAAGGACAUCAGUUACUACUGCAACGACGACAACAUCAAUGUGCUGCCGGUCUCGUUCGUCAAUGUAUUCUUUGGCACGGGUGGCGCGCCAGAGAUGAACCUGGCCAACUCGUGCAACAACGUAGAUAAUGCGACAUUUCCUGGGACCAAGCUCCCGAACUGCGCUGCGCUUGCCGACGACAUACAGUACUGCCAGAGCAAGGGGAAGCUUGUUACUCUCAGCCUCGGUGGUGCCACGGGUAGCGUGGGAUUCGAAUCGGACGACCAAGCGACUACCUUCGCACAGACGAUAUGGAACUUGUUUCUGGGGGGCUCGUCGUCUACGCGGCCCUUCGGUGCUGCCGUCCUCGACGGCGUCGACCUAGACAUCGAAGGCGGCUCUUCAGCGCACUACAGCGUGUUCGUCAAUGAGAUUCGCUCGUUGGCAAGCGGAGCUAGCAAGAAGUAUUACGUGACUGCUGCACCCCAGUGCGUGUACCCCGACGCCUCGCUGGGCGGAGUCCUCAACGCAGUGGGAUUUGAUGCAAUUUAUGUGCAAUUCUACAACAACCAGUGCGGGUUGCCCAACUAUGGGCAGGUUAGCAACUGGAACUUUGGGACUUGGGAUUACUGGGCGCGUCACGUCAGUCCGAACCCGGACGUGAAGGUCUACAUCGGCGCGCCGGCUAGCUCUGGCGCAGCUGGCUCGGGCUACGUCUCGAGCUCGACCCUGAACAACAUCGCGACGACGAUGAGGAAGAGCUUCCCGUCUUUUGGAGGGGUUAUGCUUUGGGACGCUUCGCAAGCUGUUUACAACGGCAAUUACCAGAACUCUAUCAAGGCAGCUCUGGUAGCGGCCGGCGGCACGGGCUUCACAUACCCUGCGUGCUCUGCGCCCACGUACACCCAGGGGACGUCCUAUUCGGCGGGCCAGCAGGUAUCUUACGACGGUGGACACCUCUGGUCUGCGAAGUGGUGGACGCAGGGGGACACGCCGGGCGGUGCGUAG
This is a messenger RNA of Schizophyllum commune H4-8, 1110 nucleotides long. Its product is annotated as glycoside hydrolase family 18 protein. Gene Ontology annotation, biological process: carbohydrate metabolic process. The transcript is spliced from 11 exons. Bases 1 to 1110 code for a protein of 369 amino acids. Lineage: Eukaryota; Fungi; Basidiomycota; Agaricomycetes; Agaricales; Schizophyllaceae. The record is from RefSeq and is a predicted model, not a curated record. Gene Ontology annotation, cellular component: extracellular region. Gene Ontology annotation, molecular function: carbohydrate binding; chitinase activity.